UUAAACUUUAGUAUUUACGAUCCAUUUAAGUUUGUGGAUAUUACGUUUUGGUAUUCUUUUUAAUUUUACUUUGGAGAGUUACAGUCUCCUAAAUAAUUAAUGACGUGCGUAUAUGAAUAUACGCAUAUUUACAAUUCUAUCUUUUAUCACCCAAUAAAAUCAAAAUUAAUUAAAAACAAAAGUAAUCGUGAAAUAUAAAUUUAAAAUAACAACGCAGAAUCACAAACAAGAUUAAAAUCAAUUAUUCUGUCAAAAGAUUAAAAUUGUUUAUUUAUUUCCAUUUUAAUUAUUAUAUUAUUUAAUAAUCAAUUAAGUUUUAUCAUAUAUUUCUGUAUUUACAUUUUUCUAUUCCUAUUUGAGUUAAAUAUAUCAUGCAGCUAUUUGUAUAUAUCCAUUUCCUACAAUUUUGACAAAUUAGUUUUGUAACGUCAUCGGUCCUGCACAUGACCAAAUAGAUGUUUUAUAGACAAACACAAUCGAGGUUCAGAAUUUUCGCCGGAUAAUUCAUAAGCGCUGUCAAGAAACCGAGUUAGGAAUUUGGGUAGCUCCUGCGGUUAGAACAAGUUCCUACAUAGCUCAGAGAUAAUGUAGUCUGAUAAGUUUCCUGGGCUUCCAACUUAAAACCAAUUGGCAAUUAGUGGAUUGACCCAAGUCCCUUAUAUAUUACUCAAGUCCCUUUCAUAUAAUCCGAUGUGGGAUCUUCUCUCCAAUACCUUCCCUCGAGAUAAUGGUGCGUAUAACCAUUAAUCUCGCAGAAUCUAUCAUACCCCCUCCGAAAUCAUGCUUUUUUUUUCUAGCGAUCUCGGUGGAACUGAGCCUUCUAUGGGCCAUCAGCUAAUGGGAUGAUCGGGCCACUGUCCGGGCCGGAUUAAUGGGUCAGGGUAUUGGGCUGGCUCUGAUACCAUGAUAAGUUUCCUGGGCUUCCAACUUAAAACCAAUUGGCAAUUAGUGGAUUGACCCAAGUCCCUUAUAUAUUACUCAAGUCCCUUUCAUAUAAUCCGAUGUGGGAUCUUCUCUCCAAUAUAGUCAGUUUAGGAUUAGUGUAGGCAGCUAAAAUUUGCUAGAGUGUAGUAGGUCAGCUCAGACCAGUUAGGUGGUCAUCUUGACUAUCUCCUUCAUGUUCACACUACCUAACAAAAGACCAAAUUCUGACUCUUCGUGUUCAAACACCAUGUCUUCUAAAUUCUAAUGAAUAAGACCUCUAAUAGAUUUACGAUAAAGAACACCGAAUUAUCACAAAUAUAGACGGAAACCACCAUUAAAAAUUCAAAAUAUUUGUAUCUCUAAAUUUGUCAAAAUUAGAACCAAAUCCAGAAAAGUCUCAUUCAUAUUAAAUCAAAUUUUUUUUAAAAGUAAAAAUAAACAAAGGCGGAAUGCUGGAUUUAAAAGCUACCGUCAAAAAGAUGAAAAAGUGUUUGAGAAAAAUCGUGGUCUGGCUAAAGUUUUCAUAGAAAAAAAUUGAGGCGAGGGUGAUUUAUAUAGGGUUACGGAUCAAAGUUCUGCAACCUUUUUUUAUAAAGAAAACUUUUAGCAGAAACACAAUCUUUGUGAUUUAUCUAGUAAUGUAAAACGGUGUGUUUUCAUAACGUCCAUGUAUUUACGAGAGCGUUGUCAUCAAUAGUUUGAACUAGAUCUAGACGUUUUGGGUAUCUGUUCGAAUCGGCGUAUUUGGCUAUAGUUAUCAUAAAAUCCAUAUCAAUCCAGCUCUUAAUCUCGAUAUCAUAAUGGCACCUAUCAUGAGAAUAUAACCGACUGCAAUAUUAGGGAUUAUGACAGAACACGUAUAGUAUAGGGAAAAUAACGUAAAAUUUUCUCACAAAAAAAAAAAAAUUAAUAACAUAGAACACGCAUAAAAUGAUAUUUGGCGGGUCGUACACUUUAGUGGAUCCUAUACUUGGAAGGUCAUAUAAUUUAUAAAUGUAUAGUAUACGGGAUAAACGUGUAAGGAGUUUUCAUGCUUGAUAUUUGUUCCAAUUAUACAUUCAAUAAAAAAAAUUAUAAUUAAAUGACAGUGACAAAUCUCAUAAUAUCUAAAGGAAACUAAACGCAAAUCUAAACAAAUAAUGUUUUAAUAGUAUAGAUUAAAUUGGUAGUUGGCCAUGAAUAAAAUUAUGGUAAGAUAUAUAUAUUUGUUUGUUACAACAGCUGGAUUAGAAGAAGAAAACGUAAUUACUCUCCUAAUAAAUAAAACAAGAAUAUCAAACUGUUACUGCAAGAUCAGAAAACAAAGGUAACAAAAUCUUGUUCUGGCCUCUCUGCCUACUCUUAAAUACACAACACACCCUUUUCGCUGGUCCAAUCCAUCCAUCCAUCAAUCUCUCUCGACAAAUAAAACAAUGGUUGAGCAAAAGAGAUUCGCUUUGUUUCUAGCGACGUGCGAUUCAACGUUUGUGAAGAAGACAUACGGAGGUUAUUUCAACGUGUUCGUGUCCACAUUCGGCGAAGAAGGAGAGCAAUGGGAUCUCUUCCGGGUGAUCGACGGCGAGUUUCCGGAGGAGAAAGAUCUGGACAAGUACGAUGGUUUCAUUAUCAGUGGUAGUCUCCAUGACGCUUUUGGAGAUGAUGAUUGGAUCAUUAAGCUUUGUUCGAUUUGUCAAAAACUGGACGACAUGAAGAAGAAGGUUCUAGGUAUCUGCUUUGGCCAUCAGAUACUAAAUAGAAUCAAAGGAGGAAAAAUCGGAAGAGCGAGGAGAGGUGCAGACAUGGGACUCAGAAGCAUAACAAUAGCUAAAGACUCGGUGAAACCUGGUGGUUACUUCGGAGACAAGACUCCAAAUUCACUAGCCAUCAUAAAAUGUCACCAAGACGAAGUUUGGGAACUCCCUGAGUCAGCUACGUUGCUUGCUUAUUCAGACAAAUACAACGUCGAGAUGGCCUCCUACGGAGAUCACCUCCUCUCCAUCCAAGGCCAUCCUGAGUACAACAAAGAGAUUCUCUUCGAGAUCAUCGAUCGUGUCGUCAGUCUGAAGUUGAUGGAGCAAGAUCUUGCGGAUAAGGCCAAAGCAACGAUGGAAGAGGCCGAACCAGAUAGGAAACAGUGGCAGACUCUCUGCAAGAACUUUCUGAAAGGAAAAACCGAUCAAAUUUAAGUCUUAAAAAUAAACUGAAAACAAUUUCUG
Brassica napus (rape) is the source of this 3119-nucleotide messenger RNA. Its product is annotated as gamma-glutamyl peptidase 5. The record is from RefSeq and is a predicted model, not a curated record. Gene Ontology annotation, cellular component: cytosol. NCBI's taxonomy places the organism in Eukaryota, Viridiplantae, Streptophyta, Magnoliopsida, Brassicales, Brassicaceae. Bases 2337 to 3089 code for a protein of 250 amino acids. The transcript has 3 exons.